AUGGCAGAUACAACACAAACCCCUUCCAGAAGCACAACGCCACCCUCAGAACCUCCAAAUCCACUCCUCCGCCCCUCCCACCCAUUCAUCUCCGAUCUUGAGCAGGAGGUUCUUGAUGAAUACGCGCGGUUAUUGGGGAAUGUUAAUAAGCUCUCCACAAAACUCGCCGACCUCGCUGAAUCCCCCUCAUCCAUGACCCUCGACGGCCUCCGCCAGCUCGAGCGAAAGACAGCGACCGUGUGUACACUGCUCAAAGCGAGUGUGUACAGUAUCGUACUACAGCAGCAGAUGAUAAAUGAGGGCGAGGAAGCGGCGCAGCAGCAGCAUCACCUGCAAGAAGAAACGGGGUCUGUUCCUAUGGGCGAGGAGGGGUAUGAUGUUGGGGAUGUGAGUUAUCAAUAUUGA
Aspergillus calidoustus is the source of this 405-nucleotide messenger RNA. Lineage: Eukaryota; Fungi; Ascomycota; Eurotiomycetes; Eurotiales; Aspergillaceae. The record is from the annotation of a GenBank genome assembly.